Carcharodon carcharias (great white shark) is the source of this 3220-nucleotide messenger RNA. RefSeq names its product RAN guanine nucleotide release factor (gene rangrf). Lineage: Eukaryota; Metazoa; Chordata; Chondrichthyes; Lamniformes; Lamnidae. The record is from RefSeq and is a predicted model, not a curated record. Gene Ontology annotation, biological process: protein import into nucleus; heart contraction; regulation of sodium ion transmembrane transporter activity. The transcript is spliced from 6 exons. Bases 186 to 782 code for a protein of 198 amino acids. Gene Ontology annotation, cellular component: nucleus. Gene Ontology annotation, molecular function: small GTPase binding; transmembrane transporter binding; sodium channel regulator activity.
UCGGGUAUUUCCGGAAGCUGCUGUUCCGGAGCGGCUGGCGGGCGGUGGAUCGGGCGGUAAUAACGCGCUUCCCGCGCGGCCCCUCACAGAUCGAUUGACAGAUCCAGUUCCAUCAGCGGCGUCCCUGCUGCCUGAGGCGGCUCCUGCCCGAGGAUCUGAGGCCCAGUCAGGGAGCGCCAAAGGAUAUGGCGACCAACGGUGACCCCUCUCGCCCCCUGUUUGGAGGCUCUUUCUCGGCGAUUAUCCCGCCUCAUUCGAUAGAUGUCAGUGAAAUCCGUGAGAUCCCGGAUAACCAGGAAGUUUUUAUCCACAGUGGGACGGACCAGAGCAUCAUCAUCGAGCUACUGGAACACCAGAUUCAGGUGCCCGAUCAGGAGGCAGCCAGGUACCACUUUGCUGAUAUCACGAGCUGUAAUGAUGCAACAGGAGUGGAGGGCACAGAGAUCCUUAGUGUGGAGUCCGUCAGCAGUGACCAGAUUGCACUGCAGGAUCCCAGCAGCACCUGGUUCCUCUCCGGGAAACAGCGGGUGGCCAAAUUCAACGAGCAGGCCAGAAAUACAGUGGCUAUCCACCUGGCACUGUUCAGGCUCCCUCAAUAUUCUACCGAUAUUCUCAUCACAUUUAACGAUCCAACAGUAAUCAGCCCUUUCAGCAGCAGUACAGGAGUUACCUCUACUCAGGCAGCCGGGACGUCAGCCAGCACCCCCCAGCUCUGGACCCUGGAGCAGUUCCGAGCCACCGUGCAGUCCUUCCGGCUCCUGGACCCAGCCAUCUUCUCCUGAACACGUGGUCGAACGGCGUGCCUCGGAGACGACGAGAAGGCCCGGCCCUAGCCUUGGGCCACUCGCUCACAACGCCAAGAUUGAGAUGGUGACGCCAUUUUGGAAACGUGAGCGGCUAUUUUUGGGUUGAUUUUAGGGAGGCUCUGUCCAAUCAUGGAAGGGAGUUUUCUUUGAUCAACGACAAGACACAAUGCUGCCUGAUUCUACAGACUUACCUGGGAACAGGAGGAGGCCAUUCAGCCCCUCCACCCUGUUUCAUCAUUCAUUGAGAUCUUGGCUGACCUGCAACCUAACUCUGUACACCCACCUUUGCCCCACAUCCCUAAUACCUUUGGUUAACAAAAAUCUAUCAAUCACAGAUUUGAAAUUAAUAAUUGAUCCAGCGUUAACUGCCGUUUGCAGAAGAGAGUUCCAAACUUCUGUGAUCCGUUGUUUGUGGAAGUGUUUCCUAAUUUCACCCCACAAGGUCUGGCUCUAAUUUUUAGACUAUGUCCCCUAGUCCAAUACCCCACCCCCCCACCCCCACUAACAGAAAUAGUUUCUAUCUACCUUACCAGCUACCCUUAAUAUCUUGAAGACUUAGAAGAUUAGGGAGUGAUUUAAUCAGAUUUCCAGGGAAUUUUGUCGUAGUCCAGUAAGAAAGAACUAGGGUGGUGAAUUGUGAAGCCAUGUUUGCAAACUGGCAUCUCUAUCUGUGUUACAAUAUCUCAUUCCAUUUAAUCCCUUGUUAAUGCUCCAUUUGUACAGGUUUAGCUUCAAAGGUAUAAAGAAGGGGCUCUGAUUCAGGAGAUGGGGGGGCUAUUGCGCUGCAGAAGGCCUUACGGCCAUUUUUGGUUCUGCCCUUUGCCCCACUAUCAGAUGGGUAUCUUGUUGGCACCCCUUUGUAGGACAGAGGCUGAUUGCGGGUUCCUGACUGUGCCCAGGCCGGGUUUGGUUAAUGCACCAACGAGUCAGGGGUUAUAUAAGCUCAGGACCGCACUGGGCAGGAAAUUCAGUGGUCCAUUCAUGGCUGAAUGUUUCGGCCCAGAGCACCUCUUCCGUAUUCUAGCCAAAGCUGCCCACAGAGAACCACUGGAUAGGCCUGACAGUGGAAUAGUGAUGGCUGUGUGGCCUUCAGCACCAUCACGUGCAGAUGUUCUGGGAGCCGAAUGUUAGGGAGAUGUUUGCGUUAGAAGAACUUGCAUUUGUAUAACGCCUUCCACCACCUCAGGACGUACCAAUGCGAUUUGCAACCAAUGAGGUGCUUUUUGAAGAGCAGGCACUGUUGCAGGAAUCACAGCACCCAAUUUGCACAUGGCAGUCUCCCAAAAAAAAAAGUUGUAUGAUUUUUGACCAGGUAAUCUGUUGGGUGUUGGAUAAAACAUUGACCCAGGAAAACUGCCUAUUUCUUCUUGGAAAACUAUUUUCUAUGUAGAUCUUUUACAUCUACUCGAGAGAGAGAGAGAGGAGGUGUGACCUUGGUUUAAAGUGUCAUUGCACUUGGAGGGCCAGCCUGGAAUCUGGCUUUCGGGAGGGAUUAUUAACACACAAUCUUCAAACUCAGAUGAGGCUGGUCGCCACUGCUACUCGCAGUUGACAUCUAAAGAAUUAAGGGUUUCGCCUUCUUCUUUGAAGUCCUGGUUUCUUUAGAGCCUUGUUGGAAGGUUUGUAUUACUUGAAUACCAAAUAGAUCUUUUAGAAAAAUCCACAAAAAAAGUCUAUGUAACGUCUUUUGAUCAUGGUGCCCACACUAAUGUUAAUUUAACCUUAGUCCCUUCACCUAGAUUAGGCUGCUCAUCCAGUGGUAAUAGCCCUGGCAUUAGAGCACCAGUCAGAUCCUGGUUAAAAACUAAAGAGUUUAACUUGUGAAUGGCUGAGCCACAGGAAGAUGCCAUUCAGCCCCUCAAGCCUGUCCCGCCAUUCUGUUCGAUGCUAACUGAUUUGUUACUCGACUGAGUGGAAAUAGUGUUAAGCCACAGACCAGACCUGUUAUGAUUGGAUGGUGGAACAGGCUAGAGGGACUGAAUGGCCUCCUUCUGCUCCUACGAAAGGUCUCUCCGCGCCUUGCAUGUCAGUGGAUUUUAACCCAUGGUAGCAGCAGAGGGAAUAGGAUUAGUUUCUAUGCCUGUGUUAGGGAGGGGAAAUCCUCCGAGGGUUACGACCAGGUAAGGAGGGGUUUCCCUCCCUUCGUUUGACCGUUUUCAAUAAGCAUCUCCUUGCCAAUUUAGUGUAUACUUAACUGUUUAUGUGCUGUGAUCAUAAAGAACCAAUCAGACAGGUUUUUGUGAGUUUAACAAAGAAAGAGGUGAGUAUACUUAUACUUAAGCCGAUCUAAUUAAAAUAAUAAAAACGCUCCAACUUCCCCACACACGCACAGACAUUCAAAACUCACGCGUAAACAGAAUAGAGGAGGUAACAGAGUAGAGGAGGUAACAGUAGAGGAGGUAACAGAGUAGAGG